Molecule: messenger RNA, 3151 nt
Organism: Triplophysa dalaica
Lineage: Eukaryota; Metazoa; Chordata; Actinopteri; Cypriniformes; Nemacheilidae
Gene: srfb
Product: serum response factor b
Exons: 9
Coding region: 214-1923 (569 amino acids)
Biological process (GO): positive regulation of transcription by RNA polymerase II
Molecular function (GO): DNA-binding transcription factor activity, RNA polymerase II-specific; serum response element binding; protein dimerization activity
Source: RefSeq, a predicted model, not a curated record
GGAGUGAUCGCACACGCGUGAGGCGCGGAGCUCCAGUAGGAGGAGACGUAGAGAGACGCCGGCUGACAGCGCUCGAGUUCGGCAAAGUUUCGCGCAGACACUGACGCGCGUUUGUUUACUUUUCCCCGUGUGUGUUUAUGAGCGCGGCCGGUCGUCUCACUCACGGCCCGUCGCUCCAGCUCUCCGCCGGGAAGAUUUUGUCCGGUUUAUAGCAUGUUAUCCAGUCAGAUAAGUGGAAACGGCUCCGGCGCGGGGAAGAGCGCGAGCGCUGUGCUGAUGAACAGCGGGGUCCGGUCGGGGUUCGCGGGAAUGCUCGGAGGGAACCCGGGAUCCAGAGGAGGCGUCAGACCGGGAAACGCGAGCAUGCUGGGACUCGGUCAGGGGAUGGUCGGGAUUCCCGGGAGGUUCGAGUCGGAUAAAGCGGGCGCCCCCCACAGGUGCAGCGGCUCGGAUUUGGACUCUGACUCGGGCGACGAGGACGAGAUCUCCGGCCGGAGGGGAGGAGGCGUCAAGCGGGAGAGAGCGGAGAUGGAGGCGACGAUGGUCGCGCAGGAAGCCGGGUUACCCUCACUGGUCGCGGGCGGAGCGGCCGGAGCGAAGCCCGGUAAGAAGACGCGGGGAAGAGUGAAGAUAAAGAUGGAGUUUAUAGACAACAAACUGCGGCGGUACACGACCUUCAGCAAGAGAAAGACCGGCAUCAUGAAGAAGCUGUUUACCAUUAACACCAGUUCAAUAUCCCAGCAUGCAUGUGUUCGGACUCGUACUCCAACAGGACUCCCAACUGGUCUAUUGGUUCCUAUCCGUCAGGCCUACGAGCUCUCCACGCUCACAGGAACACAAGUCCUGCUGUUAGUGGCCAGCGAGACGGGUCACGUCUACACGUUUGCAACACGCAAAUUGCAGCCCAUGAUCACCAGCGAGACGGGAAAAGCGCUGAUCCAGACCUGUCUGAACUCUCCGGACUCUCCGCCACGAUCGGACCCGUCCACAGACCAGAGGAUGAGCGCCACGGGCUUCGAGGAGACGGAUCUCACCUACCAGGUGUCCGAGUCAGAAAGUCUUGGUGAAACCAAGGACUCUUUAAAGCCGACGUUCACCGUGGCAAGUCUGCCUGGCAGCAGCAGCUCUCAGACCACCGUACCCACCACCUCCACCAGCAUGCAGGUCACCAGCGGCCCCAACUUCCCCAUCACCAACUACCUGGCACCCGUCUCUGCCGGCGGCAGCUGUAACUCCAUCGCAGGAGCCAACGGUACGGUUCUGAAGAGCGGAGGAGCGUCAGGCGUCAUGCAGAUACCCGGAGGAUUUACCUUCAUGUCAGGCACUCCGUUUGCGCCCGGGACUUCCACCAUUCCUCUGGGUCAACUGCAGCAACAUUCACUCGCCCUGCACAGUUCACUGGGACAGAGCGCCUCAUCCACCCUAAACCACCAGCAACAGAACCAACAGGCUGUGUUCCGCCUGCCCGCCACCGUUUCCCUCGCCAGUGGGUCUUUACCCCAUCAGAUCCAGACCAUACAGGUUCAGCCCAGCAGUCAGUCUGGAUCCAUCAGCACCAGCAACAGCGGCCCAGAGAGCAGCAGCGCAUCCACUGUCAGUCUCCCAGCAACCAUUGUCACAUCAUCAGUGCCCACCUCUAUGGCAGGUCACAUGAUGUAUUCCAGCCCGCACACGGUCAUGUAUGCGUCAGCUCCUACUCUUACAGAGGGGGGUCUGACUGUACUCAAUGCCUUCUCACAGGGACAGUCUGCCAUGCAGGUGUCCCACGCACAACACCACGACACAGGUGGUGUUUCUCAGGUGUUUCUCACCGCGUCUCCUGGCACCGUUCAGAUUCCCGUCUCAGCGGUUCAGCUUCACCCAGUACGGCAAGAUCAGCAUUUCACAAAUGGUGAUUGGUCAACAGUCCAGCGGCAGCAGUAACCUGACGGAGCUUCAGGUCGUCAAUCUCGACGCCUCACAGAACGCCAAGAGCGAUUCAUAAAGCCGACAGAGACUAACAGUGUUAUUUAUGAAUGCCUUUCUACGCUUUUCUACAGUUUGUCAUCAGUGUGUGUGUGUGUGUGUGUGUGUGUGACAACAGUUUCUACUGUACACGUGUGUCACCUCCUGCAGCCGUGUGUGUGUGUGAAUGCAGAUGAAAUCAGUGUUAGAUGCCAGGCAUUCUUUAUUUUUGUAUUGAAGUUGUGCUUCACGUAUGCGAGUUGUGUUGUUUGUGAGCGUCUGGCUUGAGGUACACUGGGUAAUAUUUCUGUUAAUUUAACCUUAAGUAAAAAAGACAAAAAGACAUUUGGAAAUGUACAUAACCUCUUUUUUAAUAUUGGAGUUUUGUUUCGCCUGUUAGUGUGAUGGCAUGUAGCUGUUUUUAUAGAUAUUUUGUACUGUUUUGUUUUGACUCAACAUGUAAAUGAAUGUAAUGUAAACAUAUUAUAUUGAUUUAUACACAGUACCAUGAUGACAAAAUGCACAAGUUAGUCUUGGAUUCUGUUGAUCUCUCUUGUAAAAUGAUUGUGCCAAAUCACCUCUGACAAGUGAAAAGGAGAGAGAGAGAGUAUUUAUUCCUCCCGUCGUGUAACACACUGAUGCCUUCAUCUGGAGCUGCAGACCCACAUCAAACUCAACUCAAUCAGUGUGUAUCAUGACCAUCAAACUGCCUGUCAAUCAAACCGCCUGUCAAUCAAACCGUAAGCAGAGAAUGAGCAUCUCUACAGUCAGCUGACAACAUCACGCUUUUGUGUGUUUUUUAUCAUGUGUUAUUGGGGUUAUUAGUGGGAUUUGUCAAGAAAAUAUUUGUUUUGUUCUGAUCUUGAGUGACUCUUUCAUUCGUUUCUUCACAUCAGUUUGUCAGCUGACAGAAGAUGAUUUACUAAACUUAUUUUUGACUUCAUAUGAAAUGAGUCUGGUUUAUUUUGUAUAAUGUUUGUUGUUGAACAUUUGGUAUGUAAUACAUGCCAUAAUAAAUGCGGAAAGAUUAGUUUUUUUUCAUAUUUAUAUCUUCGUCUUCUCGGUUUAUAAGAGAUUUGAAAUUGGGUUAAAUUAGUUUGAAAUGGGUUUUGAAGUUAGUUUGAUAACGUUGAAGUUCUUCUGUUGUGAGAUCAUGUGUGAUGUUCAUUUUCAGACACAUUUUUAUUAUUAAAACACAUCUUGUCAA